UUUGCAGACUGAAUUGCUGCCUUUUGUACUUAUUUCGUAAACGCAUCGCACAGGCACUUUUUAAGCGUCUAAUGGGAUACUCAAGAUAGAUUCACCGUUGAAUUUCAGAGCGCCAACUGUCUGAGAAGAGUAUUAUUGUCUGUUAACAGAUGAAGUGAUCUUGUACAGUUUUGUGGCCAUGAAAAGGAUUUUUUAGUGCACAGCGACUUUAAAUCACUCGUUGAGCACCUCUAUAGGCUGGUAAAUGGAUAACUAGGAUUUAAGGAAUGCAACAUUACGAGUGGUUUUUAAAAGAAGUAACUUGCAUUGGGAAUUAUCUAACGCCAUUUGAAAAAAUACGCUACUGUUGACGUGACUUCUCGAGAAUUUUGUCAAAAACGCAUGAUGUCUACGGGGCUGGAGAAAGUGGAUGCCAUAGAAGAUAUAUUAAAAGCUGGCGACUUAAUGAAAUCUUUCGGUCUUUCGACAACAGGCUUACGUUCAAUAGAUGAGAUGAAGAGCAAACUUCGUGAGCAUUUAAAAGAGUUGGAAGAGACUUCGUCGCGAAAGAUUGGAGAGGUAUGUGAUCACAAUGACACUUUUUAGUACAGACAUCACAGAUAUUUGUGCAGAAUAUGGUAAAUUAUCCGACUAUAUGUAAAUCUAAGCUGUCGGAGUACACGUUGUUUCGCUUGUUUUGCUGCUUUAAAGCAAAUCUAUCCAUUUUUAUUCUUGCGUAAUAUUAUGAAUGGUUUAAGACCAUAAUGAGGUAAAAUUCAAUUUUAAAAUAUCAACACUGACCACAACUCACGGAAGUCUUAACGGAAAACCGUAGCUUCUGCAAGGAAUCAUUACAAUCAUUCACCAAUAAUUAUAAUUCGAAAUUAUAUUUAGCUUUGUACUCCUUGAAGUCUUUGUGAACUGCUAGAUAGCGAGAUAAAUUCAUAAAACAUUGCCAUGAAAUGCGUGAUCAAGAAUGAGGCAACGCAGGAAUCUAUCGAUACCGCUAUACAUAGUGCAUGUUGCGUUUGGUUCUCCUAACUGUAGAUCGAUAGCUUUAUUUUCAUUUUUAUUCAACAAUUAAAACCUAUUGGCUUGUAACAAUAGUACCGAUUUCAGUCCUUUUUUAAAGCUCCGAGGUCUUCGUAUCCUCGAUCGAAAAGAAUUUUCAUCAACUGCAAAAUUUGCUGAUCGAAAAGGGCAUCCCCUCUCCCCUUAAGAGUUUUGUCCAUAAAUAAUAAUUUUUUUUCAAACUUAUCACCGUGGAUUGAGAACGUGGUCGAAGUAAUAUUUUCACCCGGAAUUUAUACAGACUGCACAAUCGUUUUAUUUAUGCAUUCCAUAGAACAUUUAGAAGAAUCGCUUGCGAGUUAAGGGGGCCUGGUGCUUACUCGCAGAGAGGUAGCCCGGCUAGUUCAAUACAUAAAGAGUGACUUCUGUUUAAGUCGUUAAACAUCAGCUAAGUAUAUGCAAUAGGUUUCUCGAAAAAAAAACCUCAUCAAACAUGCCAUAUUUAGCGCUGAUUUACAACACUGAAACUCUCGAGGUGUUCAAAAUUAGCAGUGUUAUUAGUCGUGAACCCAGGCGGCCUCCUAUGGGAAAAAAUAGUUUAGCAGCGUUAUUUGUGUUCACUUGGAUCAAAUGUGUUAAGUGCUAACUAACUUUAACAAUUUUGAUUAAGAUCUUUUUACUUGCAGACACACGUAGUUAUCUCCGAUGCUGGUAAAUCGGAUGCUGACAAACGCAGAAAGUUACUCGAUCUUUACAGAAGAACUGAGCAGUUUAUGGGUCAGUUUGAGGAGGAUUUUUUGGAAAUAUUUCAAAAAAGCUUCGAAGACCUAAACAAAUCUUUGCAAGAGAGAAAGCAGAAUGUUGAACCAAGUGAUCAGUAUGUUGUUCUUGUUGCAGGUAUGUUUUGCUGUCAUCAGUAAAAGAGACAUCAGUUUCGUCAUGAUUAUAACUACUUUGUUCGCUUAGACUUGGGAUGCAGUCGCAAUCGUUAUGGACGAGCUAUCAUCUCGAGAAGCUACGAAAAAACGCCAUCAGCAUCUUAAUUCACUUUCCUUUGCAUUACUGUCAUCGUUAACAGACAAUAAUAUUUAUUCUAAAUUGUUAUAUAUUUCUCUGCAAGAGAGGGCAAUAUCCAGAAAUUUCAAAGGUAGUUAGGCUUUUGUUUUGUUUGUUAUCAUGCUCUCGUACUUAGUCUCUAAUUUGAUAAGCCAGUUCAAGAUGACUUAAAUCUUGCUCAUUGGUAGUGUUUUUUAUCUUGCUUUGACGCUUUCAGGCUUCGAUUAUGGUUAGUCAUUGUCUUCUAUUUUAUAAUUCCUCUCUUGAUUAGGUGAGACUAGCGCUGGAAAAAGCAGUGUCAUUAAUCUCAUCUUGGGAGAAGACCUUCUUCCCUCUAAAACAUUGAGUACCACGUCCACAAUUUGCGAGCUGAAAUAUGGAGAAAAGCCGAUGGUUGGUGUACACUACAAGCCUACUGGAACAAAAAUUCCUGAACCAGCAUUCCACGAGUUGAAUGAUGGAAGGAAAACCUUCAAAGAACAAAUAGAAAAGUUUGUGUAUGCCAAAGAAGAUCGAGAGAAAGCACCUUACGAGAAAAUUGAACUGUUUUUUCCGCACCCUUUGUUUAAGGUACUAACGAAGUUGAUAGACUAAGCAAAAAAGUCAUGACAAAAUUUCGGUAUUAAAAAAUUCAGGACCAAAAAGUAAACCUCUGCAGGUAGCUGUAUGGAAUUAACUAUAAAGUUAGAUUAUGGAGAUUGAAAUUGCUUAUUUCUGCAAAAAAAUUAGCGGUGUGUGAGGUGAAAGUAAUUCCAGUGAAACGGACUAAUGAAUGCUUGUUCCAAAUUCCAUGGCUUUUUCGGUUACUAUGCAUGAAGAUAAAGGUGCGAGAAUCUUAGUAAGGUAGUGGCUUACCAUGACGAAAUUUUGAAAAAAAAAACUUUUGAGAAAUGCUGUUCAUGUUAAAUAAUAUUUCAAUGAACUCAUCUACAAUAAUAACCCAUAUAAAAAAUUAUAGGGCAGCGAAUCUUAUUACAGAUUAAUGUUUCAAUUUCAGGAAAAUGUAAUGAUCGUUGACAGCCCUGGUGUAGGAGAAAGCGAUGUCAUGAGUAGUUUUGUUCUCAACUACCUGCCGCGGGCCUUUUGUUUCAUGUACGUUCUCUGUACGUCCAAUGCUGGAGGAAUUCAGCCCGACAGGGUAAGGACAACGAACACUGGGUAUUACAAACCUGAUCAAAACUAUAACAAAAUACUCGAACGUGAUUGGUUAUCACCAGCCCGAUUUGAGCACUAAAUUUAGGAAAGUGUCCGCCUCACGCUUGUAAUUGGACAGUGUAAUAGGACAGUUAAAGGUACAGUUAACACGUCAUGCCAAUAUAACUGGACAGAAGAGGGCGCCAGUUUAACUUUUGUUUUUUUAUGAAAACAGAUAACCGACGUCUAGUUUCUUUCUCAAAUUUUGUCAUGGUUUUGAUUAAUUACAGAAAGGUUUUCGUGUCGUCCAAUUCUGUCUGUAAUCAUACUCGUCAUUAAAAAUAGCACUCCCGCUUCGCGGUCGUCAGAUUUUUUAAGAACUCAUAUGACUACAGACCGAAAUUGGACUCCACUGGGUCCAUUACCAUUCAUAAUCAGUUUAGAAGAGGUCCAUUAAAAGUGGGCCUCACAUCCACAGGAGAAUGAUAUCUAAGAAUGAUGCCAAAGUACUGUUUCAUUAUUGCUUUCUGUAAUUUCUUAAAAAUAGAAGUUGUCCUAAAUCUCAGUUUCAGCUUUGAGCACUGUUUAAAAAUGUCAGAGAGAUAAUAGAAAUGGUCUUCACCAUGCUCAUUUGUAUGGUGAGAUGCUUCUUUCCCACUUGAUUAUACUUAUGUAGACCCAACGCUGGACCAACACAUUACAGAGGUUCUAUAUUUUAUCAACUCUUUAAUAUCACACAUAGUCAACAUCAAUUUAAAUUAUCGAAGAGAAGAUAUUUAGCGUGGAAUUGCACUUGUGCAUUAAGGGAUAUUGCUGACGAGGGUCGCGAACAAAAAUUGUUGCCUUCUUGAAAACAAAACUGCAACUCGUGCUACGAAAAAUAUCACGUUGUAAAAGAACAAAUUUACAGAAAAUGAAUGUCUGCCAAAUUUUGAAUUAAAAUUAAAAUUUUUAGGUUGGUCACCUUUUGAAGAGCCAAAAACGAACAAACGCGUUCUUCAAAGUGAGCCAGAGUUCUUCCCUAUCUUGAAAUGAACUAAAAAUUCUUGGAUAGGCAUAAAAAAACCUCUUUCGCUCGCCACAACGAGAAAGCAAGAAAAUCCUGUGAACACGGCCUAGAAAAUGGCAAGCAAUAGUUCAACCGAGCGAGACGAAGAAGCGACAACGGAAGAAGGGCCAAGGUCGAUUGUCAUAUAUAUAGUAGAAGAACUAAAUACUUUUAAUAGCGAUGUUAAAUGUUCAAUGCUUUCGCUUGGAUACUUCAUUUCUUUCAGUUUUGCCAGCAAAGAUGUAAAAGGUGUAAAUCAUUUUCCUUCUCGAGCAAAUGAUUUGGAAAUUUGAAAAAAGAUGUUAGAGAUAAACGGCAUGUAAAUUCAGUGAAAUACCACUAUAAUUCUUAAGAUCGCGUGAAGCUUGUUUGAAAUUUUUGAAAACAAAUGUAAAAACAAGCACAAGGUACAAAUAAAGUUAUCAAACUUCGAUAACUUUAUAAUAACUUGAUAAUAAGAUUCAAACGUGUACGACUGACCUUGUUCCUAUCCGCUAACACGCUGACAGUUCUGACAGUUGACUUUGAAAUGGCUUUCUGGGGCGUGCGCUCAGGAUAAAAAAAAACAAUAGAUUACUGUUUUCUUUUUUUUCUUAUUUUUAUUCAAUCGUGCGAUAUCGGUUUUUAGCAGUGAAUUUUUCUAUAAUAUCCCAUUAGUAAUUGGCUCUAUAUUUGCGAGCGCAGGAUAGUUGAAACAUUUCGUGUCAGACCAUAUUUGCCACGCAUAGGUGUAAGAACUAAUUAACUAAGAGUUGAAUAUGAAGUUUGUCAUGCUGUAUCAAUAUUCUUAGGUCUUAUUUGAUUUUUCUUUUGUCUUUUAAGUUGGGAAAGCUACUCAUGUGUGCUCAAAAUCUGAGGAAAAACGCCAACUUGGAUUUGUCACUUUCAGCUGCCUGUACGUUGUUUGUCUGCAACAAAUGGGAUUUGGUUGAGAACAAUGAACGCGAAGAGGUGAAAAGGGAUACGGUCGAAAAGCUUACAAGAAUACUUGGUAACCUGGAUCCGAAAUCGCAGAUUGUCUAUUUGUCAUGCAAAACCGCGCAGUUAGCUCAGACCUAUGGGGUAGUGACAGAGGAUUUCAGUAACCUAAUAACAGGGAUUAGUAAUCUCUUAGUUUCGUCCAUGAAGAAUAGUCUGCAGAUGAAUGCUAGGUAGGUAGACUUCUGAAUAAUUCUAAGUUGAGGCCUUGAAUAUUUAUAUUGUAUCAAAUACCCAACAAAGACAAAGCUCGAUUAUAAAGUAGAGUUAGAAUAAAUAUGUCAUUAAGGAGACAUCAAUUAACUUUGUUCGUUUGUCGGACGAUAGAGUCACUUAUGAUGGAGAUGGCGACGUUUCGGCUGCAAUACUGCUUGUCUUGCGAGAACAUGACAGAGACAUACGGUUUGCUCGUGCUCAGACCUCUCGCGGUUUCGGAGCGCGCUAACGAAACGGGGUAUAUUCCUAUUUGGAGUUAGGUUAAGUUUAUUGAUCGUGACCCCACUGGUACACACGUAGGGUCAAAGAGGCUAUCCGUAUAAUACUUCAUCCCAACAACAUCAAUAGGGAUAGCGGAAUCGACCUUCCCGAAGUUUGGAUACCCACGAUCAAACAACACAACAGCCGAUUUAUGAGAACCUAUAAAGGAACACCAUUUAACAACUGGAAUAAUAAUGAGGAUCGAAAUGCACUAAUAGCAGCGUACCAACGUGCUACAAAUAGCGUCACGUAAGCAAUCGACCUCAUCGCCUGAUGGAGAUUAGUAGUAUUGCAGUCGAAACGUCGCGAUCUACGUCGUAAGUGACUCUAUCGUAAGACAAGCGAACAAAGUCCAUGUCAUAUGCAUUGGUAUGGUUAUUUUAAUUGUCUAGCAGUUGUAAUUAUGACAUCAAACAAUUUUUUAUAUGCUUAUUCAUCAGAUGGCUAGAGGAUCUCCUCGAUCGCAUGUCUCGUCAAGUCCGCAUAAAACUGAAGUCAGCAAAAAUGUCUCAUCAGAAAACAGAGGAAAAAAUCAAGAGAUUGUUAAGCCGCAUGGAAGAGCUGCAGAAUUCUCAGAAACGUAUAUUUGAUGAACUUAGCGAGCAUCAGUCGAAAAUAUUUGAAGACAUCCUCAAGAAACUAGCUUUGCACUUUAAUUCGGAGGGAACUUUUUCGCGUUUUUGCAACUGGUCUAAAGAUGAAGUACCCAAACCCCUUGGAACAUGGCAGGAUACAAAGAAUGAGGUGUUAAAGUACAUCUCAGAGAGAACACAUCAAUUUGUCCAGCGAUGGGAAAACGAAGAGAACGAAUUCGACAGAGCUCGAGUGUCAUUGAUCCAACAUUGUUGCAAAAAGUAUGAUAUAAUGGAGGAAGAAAUGCGCGAAGUAGCGGAAGAUUUUUUUUUCGUCGACGAGGCGGAGGGUGACCUUCCACAGGACGAGGGUGAAGAAAAUUUGAAACGAUCUAAAGUACGAGGAAGAUUGAAAACGAUUACUGCUCCGCCAUGGCUUCGGCAAGGAUUGGCACCAGUGGUGGUAGGGUCUCCACUUAGCAUGCUCAGAACCAAACUUAAAAAGAAGCUCCACCACAAAACCAAACUGGAAAGGUUCCGCGAUGAUCCAUGUGCCUACAUGUCGAAGCGAUCACGGAAAUGUCUCAAAGUUAUUUCUACUCAAGACCGCUUGCUUCCGUUCAUCAACGAACAACUGGAAGACGCCGUACUGUACCUGGGACAGAUCAAGAAGAAGAUUCCAAAGCUGAGGGAAGGUGACGAGCUGAUCUAUCAACAGCUACUUGAAGACAAGAGAGGCAAUACUGAGAUUCGGAGGAUCUACGAGCCUUUAAACGACGAGCUGGAAUCUCUGAGACGGGGUUUAACUGUAUACUCUCUGCGAGAGAUCAGGCAGUCGGAUUUUGCAAGAGAAGAGUUAGAAUGCGAUUUCGGAAAUCCUGUCAUUGGACGAGGCAGCUUCUCGAUAGUGUUCAAAGGCGUUCUUCGUCGCAAAGAAUCGCCAGAGAUUAUCGUGGCCAUCAAGAAGUACAUUGACCCGCUUACCAGUAAAAACGUGUGGCAUUUCGUAGACGAGGAACAUGCUUUAAGGUACGUGUAUCAAAAGACCAUUUUCUCUCAUGCAGUUGUGUUCAUUUCACAGUACAACUGUCGUGCGUGGUGUCCUAUACCAGAUUUUGCAUAGUGUCUAGAGCUGGAAAUGCUAUAGCUUGCUACACAUGCGAUUGAAAAACGAUUGUGUCCCUGCUGCCUAUAAGUUUAAUAGCAAUGAGCCUCUUAUCUUUGUCUUAGAAAACUACGCCAUCCAAACAUUGUGGGUUUCUAUGGAACCAAUUUGCACCACAGCCCCAAAGGUACUGAAGUGAUGAUCGUCCUCGAGCUUUGCAGUUGCUCUCUCAGAGAUCGCGUACUUGCCCAUCCCGAGGAUUCACCCGCUCGAUCGUCGAACGACUCAGUCAAGAAAAAGGUCUUAUCCUGGGUACAACAUAUCCUAGAGGCCUUGCAUUACAUCCACUCAGAAGGAUUUGUUCACCGAGAUUUAAAGCUGGAAAAUCUGCUGGUAAAUGUGUACUGAGUGAACUUUGAUUUCCCAGUUAAGGUGUCAGUUAACUGUUUUUACCGACAUGUAUAGGGCUAUUUCCUUUCCUCAGUAAAACAUAGCCUUUUUGCCCCCCCCCCCACCAUUUUUUCGAAAAUAUUGUAGUCGUGCUCUUUACUGGUUUUUUUUUGGGGGAGAGGCAAUUUUGGUUUCUAGUGGCUGGAAAUGAUGUCUUGGUGAUGGAAAUUGAGUGCUUUUCAUUAAGGAAAUCAGCCACCCGUUUUCCUACAAUUUUGCGUGGGAUCUCAUGCAGAAGAUUGCAUGCCAUGUAAACAAAAUUCAUUGGUCGACCUUUGUCGCGGCACCUGGUGUUCAUUACCAUGAAACAUGAUCUUGCAAUCAACGAAAAAAGCACCAACGUGACAUUAAGUCAUUUAUUGUUUCCCUGGUUCAUUACGAUUCUUUGUGACUGAGUUUCAUAUUUCAUUAUAGCUGACACAAGGCGAGCAAGUGAAACUUGCAGAUGUAGGAGUCGCUAAACAUGAAAAAGAAAUAACAGGUACAACAGUCGGCACCUAUCUGUACCUGGCCCCUGAAGUGUGUGAGGGUCGAAUUUACAACAGCAAAGCUGACAUGUAUAGUUUUGGCUUCCUACUUUGGGAAAUAUGGUAUGGUGAGACAGCUUUUCAAACGGCGAUGACAACCUGCGGAUUGCACCAGCUCGAAAAGGUGAGACAGGGCUGUCGACCUACUCACAUCAAAGGCACAAAUCAUCCAUAUGAAAUAUGGCAACAUGUCAUGACAACUUGCUGGAAUGAAAAUCCACUUGCCAGGCUGACAGCAAGAAAAGCACUGGAACGUUUCAAAGAGUUACACGAGGCUAAGAUUCAACCCAAACUGAAACCAGUACCGCUACCGAGGACACGUUCGCUUGGGCCAUUUUCUCCUCCAGCAUCGCCUACGCCAGCUAGAAGACCAAAUAAGAAAGGUGGAGCGUCUGUUUCUUACCGAAAAAAAGCAGAGGCGGAGAGCGUUCACUUUGAAUUAAAAGAAAAGAAGUAACGUGGAGCGGACUGAAAAGAACAAUCGCUUUAUAUCUUAGUAUUCGUUCGACUGUAAUUAAUUUAGGAGGAGGAGGUCACUGAAAUUGGAGAUGUAACCAAAUUUUACUCAAAGCUCCUAAUGAGCUCCAGUGCAUACUAAUCAUUUUUUUAAUAGCAGUUCGUGGACGGCGUGGAUUACAAAUAGUUCUCAAAGGUAUAUGUUAUUUCUAACUCGGCAACUGUCUCUUUGAAUCAAUUGAGGAGAAGCUAUACAAAUUUUUUUACUCCACUAUGACGUCAUUUUUCCUUUUUAGGGCAUCGGAACGUGUAAUAUGUCAAUAGAUUACUCUGUAAAUCAGGGUCAAAAAUACGGUCAGAGAGCGGAGCAAAAAAGUGGCUUCAGCAAACGAUCCAAACUUCGAUUUUUUCCUCCGUGGUUUUAGGCUUUUCUUCUUGGGAAAAUAACUUUUUAGCGCAGUAGAUGUUAUAUGACUGUGAAUCUAUUAAACUAAUAAGGUACCUGCAAACUAUGUGAACUAUAUGAACUGUGAAAUGCAAAGAUCGCUUUCAUGUUUACAGAUGUUAUUGUUGGUCAUGGUUUCGUUUGUGUCGUUUCCAUCUUUCACUCAUGCCUUCGGGGCUCGGAAAAAAUACAACGCAACUCACAAAAUAUCCGCACGGAAGCAUAUUUUUAAUGAUAAAAUAAGGUGUAUUAUCCCAAAGUAAAUCAAGUUAGUCUAACUUGCCAUCAUGGAUCAGUGCAACGUCUUUGACUGUACAAAGAAUGAAUUACAAACGUAUUAUAUCUAAGAAUUAGUCCGUAUACUUCAAUACGACUGAAAUUCAGUGCUGUUAGGGCGAAAGGGCGUCAAAGCCGAUGCAGCAAGGAACCCCUGUAACUAGAUUUCGUAAGGAGUCUUGAAAUAAAGUUCACAAUUCAAUGUAUCUACUAAAACCUCGGUCUUUAAUUUUAGUCACUCGGCUAGGAACAAGAGUAUUGAGAGACGAACUCGCUAUUUUAAAGAAGCUUUGUUGGUUUGAAGCAGGAUUAACUUGUAUUAUUGAGCGACGUUCACGCUCCAACUUUAUCAUCACAUUAAGCAGCUAGAGCGAACAAUAAGUUGCUGAAAUCCGGUAGUAAAACUCUAAAACUAACAAUGAUGAUUUAUGUUCAUCCGAACAGAAAAAUCUCUUCUUCCUCCUGCAUCCUGCAUUGUCAAUGAUUUCCUAUUACUCAUGAAGUGAUUCAGUUUCUGCUUUAGGAGCAGUCACGGGCGCGGUAAGGGUUUCAAAACUACCUACACAUAUUGAGUCGACAAAACAGAACGCGUUGAAGUACUCUAAGUUUCCUCAUAACUAUACUUGAUAUGAGGUUAUGGUUAAAAAAGUAAACCUUACAGAAACAUCGCUUCCUGCAUCAUCAGUAUUUUAAAAGAGGCGAUAAUUGUGAUAAGGGUGCUGCCUCUUAAGGGUCUAAUUUCUGAGAUUAUAGUCCGGUCGCAAACAUCGCUGAGUAUAAAUGUUCUUGGUGUGGAAGAGAGGGAGAAUUUCGCUAGUGACUGUUAAUUACUAUCUAAACUCGUUGAGUUGGGAAACGA
Pocillopora meandrina is the source of this 10373-nucleotide messenger RNA. NCBI's taxonomy places the organism in Eukaryota, Metazoa, Cnidaria, Anthozoa, Scleractinia, Pocilloporidae. The record is from the annotation of a GenBank genome assembly.